Messenger RNA from Esox lucius (northern pike), 2232 nucleotides. RefSeq names its product sorting nexin-4-like. Gene Ontology annotation, biological process: protein transport. The transcript is spliced from 14 exons. Gene Ontology annotation, molecular function: phosphatidylinositol binding. NCBI's taxonomy places the organism in Eukaryota, Metazoa, Chordata, Actinopteri, Esociformes, Esocidae. The record is from RefSeq and is a predicted model, not a curated record. The coding region runs from base 20 to 1351 and encodes 443 amino acids.
UAAAAUUGCUGGUUCCUGUAUGCGUAACACAGCUGGAACAAUAAUAAUGGCAGAAGCUGUACAUGAAGAGCCUGCGCGGAUUGGAGGUGGGAAACUUACCGACACGGAGAUAGAGAAUAACAAAAAUAACACGAUGGUGGAGCAAAGUUCCACUCUACUGCGCAGACUGGAGAUCAGUGUGGCGGAGGCAGAAAAAAGAACUGGGAAAAACACAGUGAAUAUGCAAGAGACAUUCACUGUGUACCUCAUAGAAACUCGACCCAUAGAUGCUAUCACUGAUGGCCACAACCCAGCCCCAGACUCUCUCUGGAGGAGAUACAGUGAAUUUGAGCUUCUUCGUAACUAUUUGUUGGUAACCUAUCCAUUUAUCGUGGUGCCACCUUUACCAGAAAAGAGGGCCGAGUUUGUUUGGCACAAGCUGUCCGCUGACAACCUGGACCCAGACUUCGUGGAGAGACGCAGGGUUGGCCUGGAGAACUUCCUACUUCGCGUGGCUUCACAUUCCGUUCUAUCCAAUGACAAGAUCCUAUACCACUUUCUGACCGAGGAACAUGAGUGGAAAGAAGUGGUUUAUGAGACAGGGUUUCAAGCCAAGGCAGACUCCAGGAUUAAAGCUCUUAGUGCAACCUUCAGGGUGAAGAACCCUGACAAGCGGUUCACAGAGAUGAGACACUACAGCGAUGAGCUUCAAUCAAUCACCUCCCAACUCCUCAGAGUCAGAGCGAGAGUGGCAGACAGGCUGUACGGUGUGUACAAAGUCCAUGGGAAUUAUGGAAGAGUGUUCAGUGAGUGGAGUGCCAUUGAGAAGGAGAUGGGAGAUGGACUUCAGAGUGCCGGGCAUCAUAUGGAUGCGUACGCUGCCUCAGUGGACGACAUCUUGGAGGAAGAGGAGCACUACGCAGACCAACUGAAGGAAUACCUUUUCUAUGCUGAAGCCUUAAGGGCGGUGUGCAGGAAACACGAGUUGAUCCAGUAUGAGCUGGAGACGGCCUCCUCGGACCUCGUUUCUAAGAAGCAUCAGCGGGAAGAGCUGGCCACCGGGAUGGUACGGACGUUCUCCUUCAAAGGGAUGACCAACAAGCUGUUCGGUCAGGAGGCCCCGGAGCAGAGGGAGGCCAGGCUCGGUCUUCUGGAGGAGCAGAUAGUCGAGGGCGAGGAGACCGUCAAAGAGAAAACGUCUGAGUGCCAGGAGUAUGUAAAGGACGCGUGGGUGGACAUACAGCGUUUCAAAGAGCAGAAGGACCGGGAUCUAAGGGAGGCUCUGGUCAGCUACGCAGUCAUGCAGAUCAGCAUGUGUAAGAAGGGCAUUCAAGUGUGGACCAAUGCUAAGGAAUGUUUCCAAAAGAUGUGAGUUGGGCGGGACCAAGGAUCAGCAACAACCCCUUCAACGAACCUCAGACAGGAACAGAACCACUUUUUUCAUAGCAGCUUGCCCCCCUUGAGGUUAAUAAAGGCUGGAGUGCAUUUAUUGGGCUACAGCUCAAUGAUCAGUCCAAUAAUGGCCUAUUUUCACGUCUCCAUUUUCCUUAGUAAGGAGGAAAGACAAUGAAGACAUUCCGGGCAUUAAGAUGCUGUCUGUUUUACGACAUAACACACAUAUCCCCCUCUGUUUACUUUUUAAGAGAAUGUUUCUGUAUGAGCGGGAUAAAAGUUGCAUGGUGAGAGACUGGUGUCGUUAACUUAGUUCACCUGUAAGCGAACUGAACUGGAAUUUAAACCAAAUGAUUUGUCAAAGGAUUUGCCUUUUCACUCGAAUUUCAGGUAUUAAAGCACAUUGUCCAAAAAAUGUAUUUAGGAAUAAUAUACUUGUCUGUAAAUAUAUUAUCUGCAGUGAACACUAACCUAAUGUUGUUUGACGACAAAUAUUAAAGGAGCAAUGUGGAAAACGUAUUCUAAGUUCUGUAAAAGCUUGGUGAACAAGCUGCAACUGUUUGUCGGUGUGCUUAAGGAGAUCCAAUAUAAAGUCCAAUAGAAUGUCUGCAUUUUAGAAUGCGCUUUUUGUAAGUACCCGAAAUUAUUUCAGGGGAAAAUAUUUUUAGCAAAUAAAUAUCAUUCCACUUUUUGAUAUUCAGAAACUCUACAUGUUGCUCCUUUAAUUUACUUAUGUCAAAUGAUUUUGUAAAAGAAAAAGUCAUGUUUACAUUGUGUAAGUUGAAUCAUCUUAUUUAGUCAUCCUUAAUUUAUAAGAAUUAACAUUUAGGCAUUAACUUCGGUUUGUUCAGCUGGAAUUAU